This is a messenger RNA of Seriola aureovittata, 2198 nucleotides long. RefSeq lists its product as uncharacterized. The transcript is spliced from 5 exons. The record is from RefSeq and is a predicted model, not a curated record. Lineage: Eukaryota; Metazoa; Chordata; Actinopteri; Carangiformes; Carangidae. The coding region runs from base 197 to 646 and encodes 149 amino acids.
UGUGUGUGUGUGUGUGUGUGUGUGUGUGUGUGUGUGUGCCAUCUCGACAACAUGCAGGCCAGUACAGCCUCUCCCUCAACACUUAUUUAACAGCCUCUAUUGUUGCACUUUGUGUCCAGUCCAAGCUUGUUGCUCCCUGGGCUCAGAUGCUUUAAGCUGCUGGAAGUGGCAGCACCAGAGGAGUCAGGAGCAGAAAAUGUUUGUCACUAUUCUGUUUGGAGACAGCGGGAUGGAAAUGUUGAAUCUCAACUGUAGGCUGAUAAACUUCCUUCAUCAUCUAAAGGAGAGGUGCGGUCUGGACUUUAAAGAGUGCGUGGACCUGAUGGACAGCAGUGGUUCAGUGAUGAACUUACAGGCGAAGCAGCACAGCGAGGCUCUGGCCAGCAGCGUGCUGGUGGAGAGACAAUGCUACGUCCUCCUACAAGUCUGCAAUGAUGAUACUGGGGGUCAGAAAUACGUGUCUCUCCUAAACAACCACAGCCAGAGUCAUCCUGAGUUUACAGAGCUGUUGAGGAAACUGUCAAACCCAAACAAGGGGAGGGACAGAAAGAUGAGAGGAGGAUGGACACAGAGGAACAAUCCGGCCAAACAAACCAGGAGAAAAAAAAACAUCUCUGCAAAUAACAAGAGCCACCGAAUGAAGUAGUUUCUAUGAGUCAUAACACUGUUCUGUAGAAACCCUGAAACAUUUACACAUAAAUAGACCAGGUAUAUCCUGUAUUUAUGCAUCUACCUAUUUAAGUCAUCAGUAAUAGGAAUUUGGCAAAUCUAUGUUUUUCAUUUUACCGACUGAGUUGUAAGUUCUGUAACGGUAAAUACUAAUUAUUAUACAACAGUUAGUUCCGACCAAGUAAUUUGAUUGGACGAGAGGCAUUACAUGAGUGCUGAGAUAGAGUACAAAGCACUGGGACUUUUAACUACGUGUAUCACUCCGCUUCACAGCUGUUCUAUUAGCUGUUAAUCAGCGUCACAUUAACGUUCGUUGUCUCUCUUAUAUUGUAACAAACUUUGCAAAGAUUAAAAUGUUUCCAGAAAUAACAUUUGAAUUAAAUGGUGUGUGGUUGUCAGAAGAGGAUGAAGGGAAGAAGCCUGGAUACUCCAGCGCACAUCUGAGGUAACGUGUAGACAAAGUAGCAAGCUAGUGUGCACUGUGCAUGUCAGGAAAAUGUUUAUGUUGCUUAGCAACAGUCCAAUACCGGUCCAGUUGUGGAACUAUUUGUAUUAGCGUUGCCAAAUAAAUGAUAAAAUAAUAAUAAUAAUAAUAAUAAUACAUUAUAUUUAAAGGCGCCUUUCUUGGCACUCAAGGACACCGUACACAGUUACACAAAUUGAGAAUAAAAACACAUUAAGAAUUAAUUAACAACAAUAAAAAUGAAAUAUAAAAAUAAAAACAAUACAAAAGUGACAGUGCAAUUGGCAUCAGAUGGAAAAGGCAGUUAAACAAACAAAUCAUAAUCUGUUGUUGCUCAUUUAACUAAAAUGGCGCUCGUAGAACUGUUGUAUAAAACAAAAGGUUCUGAUGUUGUACUGAAUAUCAGUAAUCAGCUGUGAUUCGGUCAUAGGUACGAGGCUGAAGACAAGCACAGCUGAUACACAGCUGAUUACUGAUAUUCAGUACAACACCACAACUUCGAAAUGAAAAGAAAAGGUUCUCAUAAUGACGGAUACCAUAAAAUUAUAGAUUAACUGUUGUUACAUUAUGAAUGAAUGUUGUUAUUUUUAUUUCUGUAGGAUGCAAAUUGUUCGGUUUGUUUUCAGCUACACAGCCAUUACAUGUGGGAGUUAUUCUAUAAACUAGAUUGUGUGGUACAAUCUGCUUUAAUUUAGCUGUGCAUAACUUUUGACUGUGAACUCUAAUGUUAUAACUAGGACAACUUUGAACUUAUGAACAGCAGGUUGCAACACUGACAAACUGUACAGACUAUGGCUAAGUUCGAAAUCACUCCCUAUUUACUUUGGUGCACCACAGGGUGUGAGUCCAUGAGCCAAGUGUCUGUGGUUAGUUCACAUCUGUAACAACAGCAGGACAGAGAGGUGUUUAAACAGGAGAUAUUACAACUAGAAAGUUGAAUUUAAAUUACUUUUAAAAAGAACAUUUGUGAGUUUUAUGGAUGAGGGUGAAACUGUAGUUUUUUUUCUGUGCACACAAAGUAAUUGUUGUUUGACUUUGUUAAAUUCACAAAGGUUUCUAGUAGCAA